Molecule: messenger RNA, 2446 nt
Organism: Ceraceosorus guamensis
Lineage: Eukaryota; Fungi; Basidiomycota; Exobasidiomycetes; Ceraceosorales; Ceraceosoraceae
Exons: 4
Coding region: 306-2222 (638 amino acids)
Source: RefSeq, a predicted model, not a curated record
CACGCACUUCCAUCCAUACCCGAUUCACAGCAGUCACGAGUGUUGUGAGACUCGCAAUCUUUCGGAUUUCGAGGGGUUCUUCUGUGAGACGGGGGCAACAGUGACGAAUCAAAUCUCGAGCUGAAGUUUGAGUUACGAGUGGAUGGAUGAAGCUCGUUGCUUGCAGGUGUCAGGCAGACAGGCGGAUCAGUGUUCGCUUAGGCUGGCCGGCUCGCCUCGGCCAUGCUCUGCGCGUGCAAAAAUGUGCCAUCUGACCGUGCCCAUCUCGCGCCAACAGUUCGAAUGUCAACUGGGCUGCAAGGCACAUGGCUCGCUCCGUACCCAUUGAUCAUAGCCGCACUGUUGUGACGGUGAUGGAUGCAGACACUGCCUUUGCCUCGGACUUCUUCCUCUCCAUCUCUGCAUACUAUGCCCUUGCUCCUCACGACAAGCGACGCAGAACGUACUACGUGCCUCCGACUUUGUUCGAUCGAAAUGGUGCUGAAGUGCCAGCCACCACGCGGAUCGCGGACAUCAUGUGGAGCUGCGCUGGUAUUGGACAGAUCUACCCAAGCAGCAGCUUCAAAGCCCCAACCAGCGCUUACGCCGCAACCAUGGAGCUGGUCAAGCAUUGCGACUUCUGGGACAGCGGACCGGAAGCUGUGGGCGAAGACUUCCAUUUCGCUGUGAAAGCCACUUUUGACACGCGUGGAAGCGUCUUUGCACAAACCAUCUAUUCCCCAGCUUCCCAGACCAAUGUGGUCGGCUCUCCCUCCCACAGCAGCGUGCUGUCGUAUCUCAACGACAUGCACGCUCGAUGGUCGCAAGCUGUCCGACACCUGUGGGGCUCUUUGGAUUUCGGCUACGCUUUCCAUCGUGCGUUGACGGGCUCUUUCGGCCCAGGUCAGCGCAAGACUGGAUACAUCGCUCUGAUGACCCAAGACUCUGACGAGGGCGCUGAAGACGACGACGUGACGAUCAAUGGUGAUCGUCUCAAGCCACCUCAAUACUUUGUGAACAACACGCUGCAAGUCGAAGAUCCUCAGCGAUUUCCUUCGCCAAGCACAACGGCGACUACGGACUCCACGUUGGUGGAAAGCUACGAUGCGAUGUCUCUGCCGCGUCCUGCCAAGAAAUUCGCUCGCUUCGAUGAUGAUGGUGAUGCCGAGUCUGAGGACACGGUUCACAAGGUGACUCAGACACACUACAGGACACUGAGCAAGUAUGGGGAACGACUGGAUGUGAGCACGGCAGAGAGCUUCAGCAGGCGGGGCUCUGAUAGCAGCAUUGUCGGCGAUAGCGAAGAUCUGGAGCUAGGCAAACUUCUCGCAUCAGACAGUGCUCGCGCCGCAGACGAUGACGAUAACGCCGAGGUUUGGGACCCUCCCCUGCGCAUCAGACCCUUUUUUGCGAUGUUCUUCCGCAUCUUUGAGGCACACAUUAUGAUCGCUGCGAUCUUCCUGAGCAUGCAGAUCCUUACCUUCUAUCCCACCGUCGUCUACCGCAACGGGCACGUGGGAUUCAGUGAGCUUCCUGGAAGACAGUGCACCUGGCAGAAAUGCGCGCAGGCUAUCUUCGAAUCGCCUUUCUCUGCGGACAUGCCUAUCCCAGAAGGCACGGCUCCCGGCCUUCAUCCAGCUUGGCUCUUGCCUGACAUCGUGAUGUGCAGUAUCAGAGCUGCGCGUCUGCUCACCGUGUUUGGUGUCAUCGCGACCAUUUUCGUGUUGCUCGCCCACGAUUACUAUCACCGUGCUGCUUCGCAGACUCGCUGGCUCGAAUCAGAGCAAGUGAUCCGCGCGUGGCGAGAGCGUGGAUCCCAGGGACCAGUUCCUGCUCGGUACCUCGGAACUCGUCCAGGGCAGACCUUUGCUCGCAAGUGGCCAAGAGGAUUCCUGGACUUCUUGGCCUUCCCAGCGGCUAUUCUUUACGGCGUGGCGCCCAUGCUGUAUGCUCAGCUCUGCCAUUUGCACACCAACAAACUCACAUACACCGUCAGUGGCAAGAGCAAGUCCACCGUCGUUAUCGCCACACCGUUUGUAGCCGAGGCAGAAGUUCGAGUCAGCUCAGAUAUUCGAGGUUCAAGGGCAAGCAUGGACACCGCAAGGACUAUUCGUCAAUCCAUCGAGAUCGGCCGCAUCAGUGUCGAUGAGCAUGGCAUGGACCGCUAUUACAGACCAGAGCGCAGCUUGCUCAAAUCUGGCGACAGGCAGGACCCGCUUAUGGCCCGACACAAGCAAGGCUGAGCCGGCCGCCUACGCGAAUGCUCCCCUCGGCGACAGCUGGUCGUCUUCCGACUGUGACAAGUCCUAUCGUCACAAGAGCGCGUGGCGUGACCAUGCACUUUCACGAUCUCUUGAAGCGCAACUCCCCUCAUUUGUCUUCUCCCCUUCCUUUUGUUUUCGUACAUAUGUCUUGGGGAACGUGCUUGGUAUCGCCUAUACAUCAGCAGGAAUUGAUGAGCAUCACG